Psammomys obesus (fat sand rat) is the source of this 1523-nucleotide messenger RNA. RefSeq names its product cytosolic arginine sensor for mTORC1 subunit 1 (gene Castor1). Gene Ontology annotation, cellular component: cytosol. Gene Ontology annotation, biological process: cellular response to L-arginine; negative regulation of TORC1 signaling. The record is from RefSeq and is a predicted model, not a curated record. Gene Ontology annotation, molecular function: arginine binding. The coding region runs from base 56 to 1051 and encodes 331 amino acids. Lineage: Eukaryota; Metazoa; Chordata; Mammalia; Rodentia; Muridae. The transcript is spliced from 9 exons.
CCCCGCCUCCUGCCUGGGUCUAGCUGUCGGCGAGGCCAGGGCUCCUGGAUCUGCGAUGGAACUUCAUAUCCUAGAGCACCGGGUGCGAGUACUGAGCCUGGCCCGCCAGGGUCUCUGGCUCUACACGCACCCGCUCAUCAAGCUGCUCUUCCUGCCCCGUCGCAGCCGGUGCCAGUUCUUCAGCCUGACGGAGACCCCAGAAGAUUACACACUCAUGGUGGAUGAAGAGGGCUUUAAAGAGCUACCCCCAUCCGAGUUCCUGCAAGUGGCCGAGGCCACGUGGCUGGUGAUGAACGUGUCUCACAGUGGAGCUGUGGUGCAGGCCGCCGGAGUCACCAAGAUUGCCCGCUCUGUCAUUGCCCCGCUGGCCGAGCACCAUGUGUCUGUGCUCAUGUUGUCCACAUACCAGACGGACUUCAUCCUGGUGCGGGAGCAGGACCUGUCCUUGGUGAUCCACACGCUGGCCCAGGAGUUUCAGAUCUACCGUGAAGUAGGUGGGGAGCCUGUGCCUGUUGACAUCGAUGAUUCCAGCAACGGCUUCCCCCGAGCGCAGCACGGGCCUGGUCCCACGGUGCAUCCGGUUCAGAGCCCGCAGAACCGCUUCUGCGUCCUCACCCUGGACCCCGAGACGCUGCCCGCCAUUGCUACCACCCUCAUCGAUGUCCUCUUCUACUCACACAGUGUCCCCAAGGAGGCAGCCUCAGGUGGUCCUGAGUCAAGUUCCAUUCCAUUCUUUGCUUUCUCCCUCAUUGAGGGCUACAUCUCCAUCGUCAUGGAUGCCGAGACCCAGAAAAGGUUCCCCAGUGACCUCCUGCUGACCAGUUCUUCUGGGGAGCUAUGGAGGAUGGUGCGCAUCGGGGGACAGCCCCUGGGCUUCGAUGAGUGUGGGAUUGUGGCCCAGAUCGCGGGUCCCCUGGCAGCUGCUGACAUCUCUGCUUAUUACAUCAGCACCUUCAACUUCGACCAUGCCCUGGUUCCUGAAGACGAGAUCAGCAGUGUCAUCGAGAUACUCCAGCAAAGGCAAGAAGGCCUUUCUUCCAAAGAUCCAUAGAGAACACCAGACUCCCAGCAUCCCCUCACCUGGGCCUUCAGAGACUUUUCUGGGCUGUUUCCUGAAGCUUUACAGUGAGUCCCCUGAUCCUGCCGAGGGGCCCUGGUUCUGCUGUCUGUGUGUGAGCUGCAUGAGCUCGCACUCAUGGGCAUGUACCUCUAGGCACAGUGGGCAGGUGCUGACUCCAAAUGUCUGCCCACAAAGGACACCAUGGUGCUUGGGGCUUAGACCCCGAACAUUUUCUGCGUGACCUCAGCAUUGCACAGUUCCUGCCCGAGGUUCACUCCCGGCCCCUCUCACCUGGCUGGGUCUUACUUCCCUAAGCUGGGCUCUGAUCUCCAGCUUGGGUUGCCUUCCUAGCCAGAUGGAGUUCCAACAGUGCCUUUCCUUCUCGGGGCUCCAAGGAAAGGGUUUUUACAUCUCAUUUUACAUCUGAUUUUGUGACUGUUUAAAUAAAGGAAAGACUUGAUGA